AUGAGUAUAUCCAUUCCUAGUCCACCUACGCUAGUCGCGCCACUUCAGAAGACUGUCACCAGACCAAGUGUUCCGUUACCAAAAAGCCUUGUAGAGAAAAAUAUCCUGAAGGAACGCUAUUCAUUCGAUCCAGCGAUACAUCUGAGCUACAAAACCGCUCCUAAAGUGAUGACGAUGAAGGACAUAAGAUAUGAAGGUUAUGGAAUUUCUCCAGUGGCCGUAUUAGAGCCGUUUCCGCUCUUCACAGAGGACGCUAUCAACCAAAUGCGCGUAGAGGCUUUCACACUAGAACGUAUGUAUGCGCCGAAGUACGCGACAUUUGUAUGGGAAGCGUGGCACAACGAGAAGGUGCAAGCUAUUGUUUCUGAUAUUGCUGGUGUAGAGCUGGUACCUAGUCUCCCCUGCGACGUCAGCCAGAUCAAUGUGUCAUUUGGCUUGGAUGACAAGUCGAAGCCAGGCGCUGACGAGACACCUGCAUUCGACUGGCAUUUUGACAGUACUCCGUUCGUCCGCAUCACCAUGCUUUCCGACUGUACUCGAAUGAUUGGAGGGGAAACUGCCAUCAAGACAGCUUUGGGUGAGAUUAUCAGGGUGCGAGGGCCAACAAUGGGAACUGCUGUGAUCAUGCAAGGCCGAUACAUUGAGCAUCAGGCACUGAAAGCUUUCGGUGGCAAAGAACGCUUGACUAUGGUGACAUCGUGGCGACCAAAGUCGCCGUUUAUCUCAGAUCAAACGAUGCUGGCUGGUGUUCGCGGCAUUACAAAGCAGAAUUCUUUUUACUACUGGUUCUGCGACUGUCGAUUCGAUAACAUGAAAGCCAGAUUUUGA
Molecule: messenger RNA, 828 nt
Organism: Exserohilum turcica Et28A
Lineage: Eukaryota; Fungi; Ascomycota; Dothideomycetes; Pleosporales; Pleosporaceae
Exons: 3
Coding region: 1-828 (275 amino acids)
Source: RefSeq, a predicted model, not a curated record